This is a messenger RNA of Lodderomyces oxycetoniae, 417 nucleotides long. RefSeq names its product phosphatase regulator. Gene Ontology annotation, molecular function: protein phosphatase inhibitor activity. Gene Ontology annotation, cellular component: cytoplasm. The transcript has a single exon. The record is from RefSeq and is a predicted model, not a curated record. NCBI's taxonomy places the organism in Eukaryota, Fungi, Ascomycota, Pichiomycetes, Serinales, Debaryomycetaceae. Bases 1 to 417 code for a protein of 138 amino acids.
AUGUCUAAUCAGCUCAGCGACGAUGAUCCGUUGUCAGAACCCCAAAAUACUCAGAAUAUAGACUUAUCAAAGCUAUCACCACAGGAACUUCGAAUUUAUAAAAUGUAUGGUAGAUUGCCAACAACGCAGCAAAUUUUGAGUUCUCAGUUUCACGAUAAGAAAUAUUUUGAUAGCGGUGAUUAUGCGAUGCAGAAACAGAAACCUGGCUAUAAUAAGAGUUUAAGUGGUGUUUUGGGAACUUCCAAUGGUAUGCCUAUGAGGCAUCCGAAUGCUGAACGAGUAAAGGAGAUGUCAGUGAGGAAUUCAAUAAGUGCUACAAAUGCUCAAAUAUUUGCCAAUGGUAAAAGCGGACUCUUGAAUGAAAGCACUCCAAGGGCAAGUCAGGAGAAGAGUGGAAAUGAUGAUGAAACGGUAUAG